Messenger RNA from Lates calcarifer (barramundi perch), 969 nucleotides. It is a transcript of the gene endou2, whose product is annotated as endonuclease, polyU-specific 2. NCBI's taxonomy places the organism in Eukaryota, Metazoa, Chordata, Actinopteri, Centropomidae. Gene Ontology annotation, molecular function: RNA endonuclease activity. The coding region runs from base 12 to 863 and encodes 283 amino acids. The transcript is spliced from 6 exons. The record is from RefSeq and is a predicted model, not a curated record.
GCAGUCAUAUCAUGAUUGAGAGUGACAGAGAGCUGUCGGCCAUGGUGCAGGAGCUAUGGGACAAUGAUAUCAACAGACUCAAGCCUGGAAAAGAUUACAGGAUCUCUCUGCAGGGCAAAGCUGGAGACAGCAUGGCCAUCAACGACAACAAUGAUGGGGCUGGAUAUCCUCUUUUUACAUUUGUCGACGAGAACAUUUUCAAAAAGGAGACGUUUUUAGCCUUUAUCUCCCUGUUGGAUAACUACGAGAGUGACGCUGGUGAGCCAGAAAUUGUAACCCCUGAGGAGGUGGCAGAGAACCACAAGUUCCUGGACUCCAUCAUUCAGACUCCGACUAUGAAGAUAGCCCAUAAAUACCUGGUAGAGAAGCACCUCUCUCCAGAGGAUGAGACCCAGUUCAAGGAGCAGCUGUACAGGAUCUGGUUUGAGCUUUAUGCGAGGAGAGGGUCCAGCAGGCCAGACUCCUCAGGGUUUGAACAUGUGUUUGUUGGGGAAACGAGAGGAGGGCGGACUGUAAUCGGCUUUCACAACUGGAUCCAGCUCUACCUACAAGAGAAGCUGGGACACAUUGAUUACAAAGGCUACAGCGUCAAUGCAAAUUCACCCCAGCCAGACGAGAACAAACACAUCCUGGCACUACAGUUCAGCUGGAAGAACGGUAUAAAACCCAAGGGCAGCAUCUUCAUCGGUGUCAGUCCCGAGUUCGAGUUUGCCCUCUACACUCUCUGUUUCCUCACCUCGCCCAAUGAGCGUGUCAAAGUCCAGUUCAGUUUCUACGAUGUGGAGAUUGUUUGCCACCACUACAACCAAAAGCACAUAGGCACCACUUACCCUGUGCUCCUCAGGUACCAGAACCCUGAGUAACCUGACUAGGUGUCAAAUUGAGAUAUAAAACCUCUUCAACACUUAAGCUUGCAUCCAAAGUGUCAUAGGUAUUGUUGUUGCCUUUUUAUUUUAGAUAAAGAUACAA